AUGUUUCUGGAUCUCAACAGUCCAGAUGAAGGAAGUGCAGUGAAAUUUGAAGAAAUGUUAGAAGAAAUGAAUGACGUCGAUCGAGAUACUGGGGAGCGAUUGAGACGACAUCUUCAGUUUUUCUUUAUGAAUCCUCUUGAGAAAUGGAAGGUACGCCGCCAGUUCCCAUAUAAGUUGGCGCUUCAAGUGUUGAAAAUUAUUUUUGUCACUAUUCAAUUAAUACUUUUCGCUGAAAUGAGGAUGUCUCAUGUUGAUUUCAUGGAGGAUACCAAUACCGUAAUGAGGCACAAAUUUUUAAAGGAAUGGAACGACGACAGGGAUGCUCUUCAGUAUCCUCCUGCAGAAGGCAGAUAUUCAGUUUACGAUGGACAAGGAAUUUUUGAUCAUCUGAGUUUUAUAAUUGGUUCGUACUAUUCCAUUCAAACGGAUUCGUUUGCUUCCUUCAGCUACGAUGUGCAAAGACCUCCAAAACAUGGUAAUGCCUCAGAUCCUUCACUUACAGCAGGUGUCGAAUUCGAUAACAUUCCGUUCAUACAGGUGUGUGUAGAUAGAAUCAACAGUGUUACCGUGAACAACAACACCUACGAAUUCGACAUCACCGAUGUUCAUGAAUGUAUGUACUUGAACUUGACCGCUUCUGAAGUAGAACAAAUUCGUGCAGAUUCCAACGCUGUGGCGAAAGCUUUCGAGAGAAGAGGUGUCACGUUCAAGUCCGAGGAUGCAUUGAUUAUUUCGAAAGCGACGUUGAUUUUCAAAUUGCGUACCAUCCAUUUCAGCCCCAAAUCUGGCGAUCAAAAACCAGAAUGUUAUAAAAUCUCUGUGUCGAUUGCCUUUGACAAUUCCCGACACACCGGUCAGGUGCAUGUCGGUUUAUCCACUGUAAUUUCUUAUGUAAACGUGUGCAAUGGAAGGGUAAUUAAAGGAUCGGGACUAAACCUCGAUACAUUGAUAUUGGGGAUCGUCGAUGUAAUUGUUUUGCUACUAUGUAUAUUUUCACUUGUCCUUUGCUUCAGGGCUUUAAUUAAAGCUCAUUUGUUGAAAAACGUGAGUCCACAUGUUUUCUCUGUAUCCAGUAGCUGGUACCCAGAAGUUUAUUUCCAGAGAGCGAUUGAUUAUUUUGAAAAUAUGUUUAAAAUCAAAAUGUCAGUUUCCGAUCAACUCGAUUUCCUCAAUCUUUGGUAUGUUAUGAUUGUCACCAAUGACAUUCUUAUCAUUGUUGGAACAAUGAGUAAGAUUUCUAUAGAGUUUCGGGACUUCGAUAACUCGAUUUUCACUCUUACGGGGAUUUUGCUGGGUAUGGGUGCGCUGUUGGUGUACGUUGGUGUGCUUCGCUACUUUGGCUUUUUCAACCAAUAUAACAUUCUUAUUCUUACCCUAAAGAAAUCCAUUCCAAGUAUGGCACGUUUCAUGUCAUGUGCCAUAGUUUUAUACGUCGGAUUCUUGAUUGCAGGAUGGGUUAUUAUUGGACCCUAUAGCAUGAAGUUCCGAACCCUGGGAGAGUCUUCUGAAGCUUUGUUCUCUCUGAUGAAUGGAGAUGAUAUGUUUGCUACAUUCUACACUAUUAAUGAUUCAAACACUACCAUAAAGGUUUUUGGAACUGUGUACAUUUACUGCUUCGUCUCGAUGUUUAUCUACGUAGUGCUAUCUCUAUUUAUUGCCAUAAUAAUGGAUGCAUACGAAGUUGUAAAGGACCGCUACACUUACGGGUUGUCUGUGGAACGUUCUUCUCUGAAGGAUUUUGUUGCCACCGCACCUACUGGAACUCUGAGCUCACCGACAACGCAGGCGCAAUUUGCUCCAUCGGCACUUUUGAACCUCGGUCGGUAG
This is a messenger RNA of Haemonchus placei, 1827 nucleotides long. NCBI's taxonomy places the organism in Eukaryota, Metazoa, Nematoda, Chromadorea, Rhabditida, Trichostrongylidae. The record is from the annotation of a GenBank genome assembly.